UGAAAUUUAUUUAUAAGUUAAAAAAUAAAAGUAGAUUAAUUAAAUAUGCAGUGACGCCAAAAAGAACACUAUGCCAUAAAAGUGAUCAUAGAGGUCUUGAAUAUCGAAUAUUUUCAGUGAUACAUGUGUAGGGCUAUAGUGUAGUAGGGCCGAGUAGGGCCUAUUUCUCUUGUUGAAGGAAUUACGGAGUUUACGUUACGACUUGAAGAGCGAUGCGUUAAUUCCGUAGUUACCAUAGCAAACUAACUAGGCUAUACAAGGGGGGAAAGCAGAGGACGUUAUUAUAACCAGCGAAUAAGGUAAUAUCAUCCUUAACGCUUCUGAUUUUGAACAUGCAAAUAAAUUAGGAAUACUAGUUUUACAUUUUGAAUAUAUAAUGACAUGAUGAACCCUUAAAAAUCCUGCAAUCUUGAGUCGGCCAUUAAAACAAAUAACUUUUUGACAUUAUAAACACAUUUAAAGAAAUCGCAUUUGAAUCACCCUGUCGACGAAGAUGGCAAGUCCGCAAACAACCGAACAGCCCCCGCCGCAUAUUGACCCGACACAAGCGCCGGUCGCUUUCGGGAACUGGGCGCUUCCAAAGCUGAUCAUGGAACUGCAAGACGUCAAGCUGUUUACCCGGCAGAGGGCGCUCGCUGCUCUCUGCGAACUCGUCCAUGACAGCGAGCGCGCAUAUGAAGCCAUUCUCAGUGGAUGUAUGGAAAGACUCAAGGUUUUGCUGCAAGAUGAGGAUAACUUAGUCAGGGUCAAAACUACUGAAGUGCUUUAUGUGCUUGCUUCACACAGCUUGGGAAGAGAUGCCUUUUUAAAAUUUGACAUUGUGGGUCCCCUUGCAAACCUGUUAGAGGACCCUGACAAUGCCUGUCGUAAAAAUGUGCACCAGGCACUCAAUAGGAUCGCUGAAUUUCCCUCAGGAGCAGUAUUUAUGGUGUGUAUGGGGCUGGUGCCCAGAUUGGUGCUGAAGGUCUCAGAUGAAGAAGAGAACAUCCGUGCUUUAAUUCUCUCCACAUUAAGCUCCUGUGUGAGUGUGAAUGCCCUGCCUGCACUGGAGAGUGAUGUGAUCCCGGUCCUGAAAGAUCAGCUGUCUCACCCGUCCCCCGCCAUCCGCCAGGCAGCCACAUCUGCCUUAAUGGGAAUCAGUGUGCCUGCAGAUGGGAAGAUGAAGGUGUGUGAGGAGGAUCUUCUGACCAUGUUGGUCAAGUUGUUGUCAGAUGAGGACCAAGGGGUUGUCGCUAAUGCUGCAGGGACGAUUAUGUACACAGCUGUUAUCACUAAGGGUAAAUACGAAGCACUGGACGCAGGUGCCAUCGCCCCUCUGAUGCGGCUGGUGGUCAGUGAGAAUAUAGCAGUGUGUGCCAAUGCCCUCCGUGCCCUUACAGUCCUAGCAGAGGUUCCUAGGGCCCGGGCACAGAUGCUGGAGCAUGUGCCUCUGCUGAAGUCUAGACUCACACACCCUAAUUCCAUCAUCCAGAGAGCUGCCUCCACUGCCAUUGAAGUCAUUUCCUGGAAACCAUGAGGAAGAGUUCUCCUGAUAAGAUAUAAAUAAAACUAAAUGAGUAACCACUUAAAACACACUAAUUUAAGAAAAUGUCAUGAGUAUUAAUUUAAAAGAACAGAAUAAAAAUAAUAAUGAAGAAUUCUG
Messenger RNA from Pimephales promelas (fathead minnow), 1642 nucleotides. It is a transcript of the gene rsph14, whose product is annotated as radial spoke head 14 homolog. Gene Ontology annotation, molecular function: protein binding. The record is from RefSeq and is a predicted model, not a curated record. Lineage: Eukaryota; Metazoa; Chordata; Actinopteri; Cypriniformes; Leuciscidae.